GAGGCUCGCGGCUACAUUACGGGGAACCGAGCGUCGGAAUUAAAGAUUCCCGUCGUUCGGGCCACCGGGAGACGUUAACGUCGCAUUUUUUCCUUGAGAAAAACAGCCCGUCUCUCAAAGGCGUUUGAAAUCGGACACCGCUGGCGUUGAGGCCCUCACUUUUUUGUGCGGAGGGAUACGUUGUUGCGUCUGACAAUGUGGACGGAGGUGGUGAAGAUGUCUACGAGAAGAAUGAAAUCAUCUCAGUUGUAACAACAAAAAAGGAAGACGUGAGAUUAGUUACUAUAAUAGAUUUGUUUGCACACAGACUUGUUACAGUGAAGCAAACACGUGGGCCGCGGUGUGAAAAAGCAAGGCUUUCCCGGGACAAAAGGAAGAUAUCUACUGUGCUCCAAUGCGUUUCAUGCACUGAGGUCGAAAUUCUCUUGAAGUUUUAUGUUUUUCCCCUUGCGAGUCUCCGCUUUUCUUUUUACUGUUGGAUAUCAGACACUUGGAGAGGAGAGGGUUUAUUAGAGACUGAAGGGUAUGAACGAACAGCAGCAAAGAAUGGCUGCAGUGGGAACUGACAAGGAACUCAGCGACCUCCUGGAUUUCAGUGCGAUGUUCGCGCCUCCAGUAGCCAACGGGAAAAACAGGACAAUGACACUCGCCAGCAGUCAGUUUGGGGGAUCAGCAAUAGAUGAGCGCAGCGGCUCUGGGUCUUGGGGCUCCACAGAACAGAGCAGUCCCUCAUUCAGCCAAGGACGGGGCUAUGGAGAAGGAUCCCACUACAAUGAGCAUGAAGGCUUGUCUUCUCCUUUCAUCAGUUCAGGGAUUGCUGGUAAAAACGAGAGGCCUCCAUACCCCCCCUUCGGAAGCCAGCCGGGUUUUCUUCCUAGCGACAUAGCGAUGCCCAGCCCAGAUGCCAUGUCCCCUUCUGGUCUCAAGUCUGGCUCUCAGUUUUAUCCGUCAUACCCCAACAACCCCAGGAGAAGGCCGACUGAUGGAGGCAUAGACACCCAGCCAAAGAAGAUUCGGAAACCCCCUGGCCUGCCGUCCUCGGUGUAUGCUUCCACAUCUGGUGAUGAGUAUACCAGGGACAAUGGAGGAUAUCCUGGUGGUAAGCCUGGAGCCGUGUACCCUGGCUCCUUCUACAUGCAAGAAGACCCUUGGUCAUCUUCCGGCUAUUCUGCCAUGCUGGGUAAUUCCCCUCACAUUGGACAGCCAGGAUCCUUCUCUGCAAUUAACCAACAGGACAGGAUGAAGCGUCAACCCCUGCCUCUGUCCCCACAGAACUAUCCUCUGCAUGGCAGCGAAGUCAACGGCUUCCACUCAGCCCCCACCACCUACAACCACACACCCACCAUCAACGGAGAAGGCAUCAUGGCAGCCAACCGAGGCACCAACGCUGGCAGUUCAGGAGAUGAAAUUGGGAAAGCUCUUGCCUCAAUUUACCCAUCGGACCACAACUGUAAUAAUUUCUCCUCGGCUCCAUCUACUCCUGGAUCUCCUCAGGCUAUUGCAGGAGCUCAGUCUCAGUGGCAAAGACCAACCACACCCAACUAUGAAGGGCCGCCACACCCACUGCAGAGUAAAAUGGAGGACCGUUUGGAAGAGGCCAUCCAUGUGCUCCGUAGCCAUGCUGUGGGCCAGGGCCCUGGCUUAGAGGGCGCCCACUCCGACAUGCACAGCCUGCUGUCCUCAGUACACAACGGGGGCCUCGGAGGCCUCUCUCCAGCUUUCCCCAAUGCUAGCCUCGCACUCAGCAACAGACAUCCUGCUAUGCAGGGAGGCAAACAUGAGGAGCCCACAGGCCUUCCUCCCAGCAGCACUCUCCUGCACGGCCAUCACGCAUCCGGACCCACACCGUCAGUUGGCCAGCCGGAAGGCUUUACCAGUCUUCCUGGUGGCAUGGCCCGCUCCACACACUCCUCCAGCAGCUCAGACAUCAAAAGAGAAGACAAAGAGGAUGAUGAAAACUCAUCCAUUGCAGACAAGUCAGAUGACGAAAAGAAGGACUCCAAGGCAGCACGCAGUCGAACAAGAAAGGAGGCGUUGACCCUCCAGAUGCUCUCUGGUCUUUCAGACCCGAAAGAUGAUCAGGACAAUGAAGAUGACGAGGACCUUCCCCCCGAGGUGAAGAUGGAGCGUGAGAGGGAGCGGCGAGUGGCUAACAACGCCCGUGAGCGUCUCAGAGUACGGGACAUCAACGAGGCAUUUAAGGAGCUUGGGAGGAUGUGCCAGCUGCACCUCAGCCACGACAAACCUCAGACCAAACUGCUCAUUCUUCACCAAGCUGUCAAUGUCAUCCUCAAUUUAGAACAACAAGUCAGAGAGCGCAACCUUAACCCCAAGGCAGCAUGUUUAAAACGCCGCGAGGAAGAGAAGGUGUCUGGGGUGGUGGGUGAAGCACCCAUGCAGCUCUCAGGAGGCCAUCCUAGCAUGGGAGGAGAUGGCCACAAUCCAGUUGGCCACAUGUAACACCAGAUCUGGUGGUGUUUCCCUGGCUGUCAGAGGAUGUGGCCUUAACAGAUUUCUUCCACCCAUUAUUCUCAGUGUGUGUGUAUAUGUGGACAUGUCUGUGUAUUGUCCGUUCAAGUUUCAAGAUGCACAUUCACACACUCGUACACACAUGCAUACUGCCAAAACUGACACAGCCUGUUUGUCGCACUCCCAACCAUGACUACAAGCUCAAAUGUGAAGAACUUUUUUUUUUUUUUUUUUUUUUUUUUUUGCUGUUGUUUAUACAUGUAAGAUUUUUAUUUUCUUUUUUGGUUUCCACACAAUGAUGGAAUGCCGGAGUACUUUUUUGUCCUGCCACACAUUGGGACUUCACACACUGCCGAGAGGUGCUCUGGUGGAAAAAAACAAAAAAAGGAGACCUAAACAAACACAAAUUGAAUCAAGGAUUUGUGCCUAAUUGUUACAUGUUUUCUAUUUGACAUUUAAGCAAAUUGCUUUACAUGUGAGGAACAUUUAUUGUGAGGGAUUGCUUAUGUGUAUGAGCAAUUAUUUUUUAAUGUAUGUCAUUCCCAGCGUGAUGGUACAGUCUUACAUAUGUUAUGUAACCAAGCCCAUAGUUGAAGUUGAAUUGUCAAAAUUCAGUCACUUUUUCCUUGUGUGUGUGCGUGUGCGUGUGUGGAAGGUGGUGGAAAGGUCGCAAGGCAAACGUCGUAGUUUUGACAGUUCAAAUGCAGCUUAACAUGAAAAAUGGGAACUCUGACCUAGAGGCUGUCUCUGACUGAAGCCUGGUCGCAUCCCACAAGGCAUCUGGAGACUUGGAAUCGAAGACUUCUUCCUUGAAGGUUAUGAAUUAUCCAAGCGGUAGAAUCUGUCAACUACAAAAACUGUUCUUCCUCUUUGUUGACCACGAAUUCUAGUGUUACUCCAGUAGUCCCUUGUUAUAGAUCCAGGUUUUUGUACUGCUUUAUGUACUAAAGCAUACAUUGACAAGACAAAGCACAGUUGUAUAGUUCUAGGCUGGAAGUUAAGUGUUGACCUGUAUUGCAUUUCAGUCCCUGAAAGUCUUGUACAAAAGCCAUUUGAAUCACUCGCUAAGUAAACGGCACCAUUUAGUGCUGUUGCUUUCUUGAAAUGGUUUACUGACAGUGCCAGCAGACUUAACAGCUCAAGUCUUUCCCCUUAAUUGAUUAUCUGUAAAAGACAAAAAAACAAAAGAAAAAAAUCUGGGUUUCUUUAAAGGAGGGAUCUCAUCUGUCCGCAGUUGUCAAAGCAGACAAGCCUUUUGUGUAAGUGAGGCUUUCUUUUCCUAAAUGAGCAUUCCCACUGAAUUACAGCCCCUCACCUUCCUCCUGAGUAAGUGUGUUCUCACGUUUCUUACCUGAGAGAAGUGUGACGUGUAAAUUCACUUCAUACAUUAUUCUGUUUCAUUUUUCAAAAUUAAAUAUAUAUAAAAAUAUAUAUUUUUUGUUAGUCUAUACAUUGUAGAUUUUUUACAUAAAUGGCAAUAUUAGUUUGAAGUUUAGAGUGUAUUGUAGAUGAGCUGUAUAAGGGGAUAUUUGACAUUUAAAUGAAAUUGUUAAAAAAAAAAAAGGAAAAAAAAUUAAUUCAAAAUUGAACUGGGAUGGCAGAGGAAAAAGGGUCAACAGAUGAUAAAAUGAAAAAAAUGUCGAAAGCGUUUGGUGUAUCCUUUUUAAUUCCAGUUUUAGUUGCAAGGCGCAUCAUCAGCUACCCAGAUGAAUUCUUUCUUUCCAUUUGGGCGUAUAUGGACAGUUUGUGCCGCGGUCCCGUUGAGGCGUUCUUACUUGGGCGGCGAGGCACUGACGAAAAAAAAAACGUGGGAAGGGAUUUUUGUCUCGAACAGUAAUUAUGCAACUGGUUUUUGAAUGUAGCUACCAUACAAAUGUGGAUCGCCUUCAUUUUCAAAGUUGUGUUCCUGGGUUUUUUGUCAGUACAGUAUAAUAGUUUUCUUUUCACCUUUUUUCUAAUGUCUGCCCUCAACCAAGUGGCUCUCAAGCGUGCAGAUCACUGUUAAGGUUUCCUGCACACGUUUUUUUGUUUUGGAGGCAGGCGUCGGUAUUUGGGUGUAAGGUAAUGGAUAAUAUGGAGAACAAAACAGUGUUAUUGUGAUGUUAUUCCCAUGUCAUGUCAUGUUGUGAAUGGUUUCUUUUUACCAACAUGUAAUCACAAAUGGGAGGUAGAGCAUUUUGUGUGUUUAAUUUCUACAAAAAAAAAAGAAAAAAAGAGAUGAAGAAAAAAGACCUAUACAAAUCAAUAGUGUGGCCUUUUCAUUCUCAAGACUUAAGAUGUCAUGAUGGGAGAGUGAUACCUUAUCAGUGCCUGAACUUGUAUUUUCAUUUAAGACAGUUUUAUUUUGUGAACCAUAUCAUUUCAUUUAUCAUGGAGAUUAAAGAGGUACUUGUUCAUUCCCCCACCCUCCCUUCUCCUAAUGCUUUUUUCAAUUUUCAGGAAGAAGUUUAAAUGGUAUAAAAGAGAUUUUCUUUCAGUGUAUCUAGUUAAAUAAAUAAAUGUUACGUAGAUCUUGUUUAGUUUUUAUUCCUUUUUUCUAAUUAUUCAACUGGAUUAUAUUGUCCAAACUGCUGUUUUAGUUAAGGUCAUGGUCACGGGUCCAGGUCGUGAGUUUUCUUUCUGUCUGCCCUAUAUUUGCUAAAUCACUUGACAUGACGGGGUUCAAGAGAUGCUGCUUUUGGCUCUGAUUGUCUGCCUUUGAUGCACAUAAACGUGUUUCAGUAUGUAUUGCUUCGGUUUCAAUGUAGGGAGUGAGUUUUAUUUUCCAUAGUAGCUGGAACCUCUACUGAUUUGGAGCAUUUUAAAUUUUCUGUAUAUCAGAGUGCAAGCCCUUUGCUGCAGUGACUUUCAGUAUAUUUAGUCAUUAGUGACAAUUUUCACCCCUGACCUUUACUCUUCCAGCUCUUUGGUGGCGUUGACAGUGGCUUUUUGUGAGACGUUCUAAUCGCCUCUCUCAAAAAGUUGUAUUUGAAGUUUUGUCUAUCAUUACAAGAUCAGUAAGUGUACUGACUAUUGCUGAUUUGUUCUAAAAGGGGAAAAUCUGACUAGAUGUCAUUGAGUAUUUUGUCAGCAUCCUGUUAACCUGCAAGCUACAAAUUCUGUGGUUGGGGGAACUUUUAUUUCUUGACAUAGACACAGUUUGAAAUCUGCAUUAAAAACAAACAAACAAACAAACCCCCUUUGAUCACUGCAGGAGCAUGUAAAGUUUUCAGCUGAUGGGCUUGGACUUGUUUUGGUAAAAGAAAGCAGUGAUUCAAACUUGCUUUCAAUAAUUUUGUCAUAUCUUUGUUGAACUAAAAAGGGGUGAGACCAUUGAGUGUUAAAUACAUUCGCAGGUACAGAGCUUGACAUCUUGGAGUGAGGACGCUGUCGACUCCUCCAGGGUCCUCAGAGUGCCUCACUCAAUCUCUCUCUCUUUUAUAUAUAUAUUAUAUAUAUAUACAUAUAUAAAUAUAUAUAGUUGAGAACUGUCCUGUAUAUAACAGUAAUGUAGCAAUAAAUGUGCCAUUUUUAAUAACAGAUUAUACCUUUUCCAAUGUCUGGCUUUUGAAUAUUGUAUACAUAAAAAGGAAAAUAAAGGAAACCAUUGUAAUAAAGGGUU
Stegastes partitus (bicolor damselfish) is the source of this 6070-nucleotide messenger RNA. It is a transcript of the gene tcf3b, whose product is annotated as transcription factor 3b. The coding region runs from base 526 to 2460 and encodes 644 amino acids. The record is from RefSeq and is a predicted model, not a curated record. Gene Ontology annotation, biological process: regulation of transcription by RNA polymerase II. Lineage: Eukaryota; Metazoa; Chordata; Actinopteri; Pomacentridae. The transcript is spliced from 21 exons. Gene Ontology annotation, cellular component: transcription regulator complex; chromatin. Gene Ontology annotation, molecular function: RNA polymerase II cis-regulatory region sequence-specific DNA binding; DNA-binding transcription factor activity, RNA polymerase II-specific; protein dimerization activity.